AUUGGCACGGGUCCACAAAGUCACAGUUCUGAAAACCUAUAAAUAACCCCCCAAAAGUUGCAUUCCUCUUUGCAGCCUUUUUCCUUCUUGGCCAAGUUAACAAACGUCUAUGGAAGCCAAAACCGGAAAGUUCUUCGAGUCCGUCGGAGCAUUCUUAGACGGCGGCGGGGAUCAGAUCCCGUGGUGCGACCGUGAUGUAAUCGCUGGUUGUGAAAAAGAGGUGGCAGAUGCUGCAAAUGGUGGCUCUGAGGAACACAAGAGUGAAUGCAUUAUGCGGUUAUCAUGGGCUCUUGUUCAUUCUAGACAAGCUGAAGAUAUACAGCGUGGGAUCGCAAUGCUUGAAGCUUCUCUAGCAAGUAGCAGCAGCCCAUUGCAAAAGAGGGAGAAACUUUAUCUUCUGGCAGUUGGAUAUUACAGAAGUGGCGAAUAUGGUAAAAGCAGGCAGCUUGUGUUAAAGUUGGUCGUCAAAGCUUCUAAAAUAAGGCUCUCCCUUGUGAUUGUGCCUGAUUUUAGGCAGGUUCUGACCCUUAAGAAGACAGUUGAAGAUCGGAUUGCUAAAGAUGGUGUUACUGGAAAAGGCAUUACGGCUAGUGCUGUUGUAGGACUCAUUGCUGGUGGCAUUGCUGGUGGUAUUGCUGCAGCAUUGGCCAGGAAGAAGUGACCACCACAACAUAAUGUGAAUAAUAACAAACAUCACUCAGUAUAUUUCCUUCUUUGCUUAAAAAUUAGAUUGAGAAGUCAUUCCUGUGGAUUGAUUAGCCACUGACAUUUCUCCCCACGUAUUUUGGCAUUACAACAAGCCAACCUUGGGAUUAUUAGAGUGCCACCCUACAAUGUCCAAUAUGAUGCCUCAUUCCUUGAACAA
This is a messenger RNA of Vitis riparia (riverbank grape), 865 nucleotides long. Its product is annotated as mitochondrial fission 1 protein A-like. NCBI's taxonomy places the organism in Eukaryota, Viridiplantae, Streptophyta, Magnoliopsida, Vitales, Vitaceae. The coding region runs from base 110 to 661 and encodes 183 amino acids. Gene Ontology annotation, molecular function: protein binding. Gene Ontology annotation, cellular component: peroxisomal membrane; mitochondrial outer membrane. Gene Ontology annotation, biological process: autophagy of mitochondrion; mitochondrial fission; peroxisome fission. The transcript has 6 exons. The record is from RefSeq and is a predicted model, not a curated record.